Molecule: messenger RNA, 5506 nt
Organism: Chlamydomonas reinhardtii
Lineage: Eukaryota; Viridiplantae; Chlorophyta; Chlorophyceae; Chlamydomonadales; Chlamydomonadaceae
Exons: 4
Coding region: 354-2678 (774 amino acids)
Biological process (GO): regulation of cell cycle; regulation of transcription by RNA polymerase II
Cellular component (GO): transcription regulator complex; nucleus
Molecular function (GO): DNA-binding transcription factor activity, RNA polymerase II-specific; RNA polymerase II transcription regulatory region sequence-specific DNA binding
Source: RefSeq, a predicted model, not a curated record
CUGACAAGUGCUUGCGCAGUCGAACAGAGGACUAUAGCGCUUUACCCACAGAUAUUUUUACAGUGUGCCUGCGCAGGCCUCUGAGCGACCAACCCUCCGUUUGCACUCCUGGUGCUGUUUUGUGUCCAUAGAUACACAUAUCGCCUAUCUGGAUGAGCGAACGGAAAAAAGCCAAACAGCAUGCUGCGUCGACGAAGCCCAGCGGCGCCUCAGCCGCAGGCGGAGCUGGAGGUCUGCGGUUCUUCAGCAGCCAGGUUGUCGAGCAGGUCAGAGCGCGGUCGACGACUACAUAUGCCGAUGUUGCAGAUGCGCUCUGCGCUGCGAGUUCUGCGGGCCCUGCCAGCGCUCGAGACAUGAAGUCUAUCCGACGGCGAUGCUAUGAUGCGCUCAACGUCAUGUUAUCGGCGGGCCUCAUUGAGCGGGUGGCCGGCGGGAAAGGGAAAAAGCUCAUCGUGUGGCAAGGCAGCAGCGCACCGCGCGCGAGCCUCUCAGACACAGAUACCGCACAGAAACGGCAGGAGGUGGAGCGAAAGCGACAGCAACUUCAGGAGCUGGAGCGCCAGCACGCCGCCCUGCAGGCCCUACUGCUCGCCAGGGCGGGCGCCGGCACCCUCAACGGAGCAGCCGAAGGCGCCGGCGAGGGCGCCGGCGCCGGCUCAGCUGCGUGCAGCAAUCAGGACAAGGGACUCGACUGCGCCGUGGGCUCAACUCUCGCGCACUGUGUGGCUGCUGCGGCAGCCGGCGGGCCCGAGGGCUCCGCCGCUGCCCCAGCUGCCGCCGGCACCACGGCGGCAGCAGGGCACCCGAACUCGGCGCCUGUCACGGGGUCUGCCCCAAGCGCGGGUGCUGGCGGCGGUUCGUGUGCGCUGGCGUGUGUACGGCCGCCGCCGCUCCAGAUCCAGCUGCCGUUCAUGAUCCUCCAGGUGCGGGCGGGCUGUGACGUGGCAGUGCGCGCCUCCGAGGACAAGCGCUGCGUGGAGCUGGAGAUGGCCGAUGGCGAGGCCUUCCACAUGCAUGACGACCAGUCCAUCCUGCAACAGCUGAUGCUGCAACGGCGGGAGCAGGCGCAGGCGCAGGCGCAGGCGCAGGCGCAGGAGCAGGCGCAGGCACAGGAGCAGGCACAGGAGCAGGCGCGCGUGCAGGCACAGGCACAGGUUCAGGCGCAGGUUCAGGCGCAGGCGCAGGCGCAUGUGCAAGCGCAGGCACAGGAGCAGGCGCCGCAGGCCAACAGGCUGCCGGUCCUGACCCCUGCGCUGGUGGGGCCGCUGUCGGACUGGCGUCAGUCCCAGCAGGGUCAGCCGCAGGAGCAGGCGCAAGCCGCUGUCGUGGCUGCUGCUGCCCUCGGUGCUGCGGCAGCCGAGCCGGAGAUUGCGGCUGCAGUUGGCCACAUCCAGCAAGGUGACCAGGUAUUCCCACAGCAGCAGCAGCAGCAGCUGGCUGGUGCCGCUGCUGCAGGCGGCGCUGCCGCUGCUCGCCCUGCCGCGGUGGCGGCGGCAAUGGCGGCGGCGGUGACGGCGGCGGCGGAACCGGCAUGUGACCCGCAGCCCUUCCAGCACCUGAGCCAGGACUGGGCGGCGCACAUGCUUCGCUGGCGCCAGGAGUCGAGCUCCUCCCCCUCCGGCUUUGGCGCCGUUGGCGCUUCUGCCGCGGCCGAGGGUGCUACCGACACACUGCCGCCGCUGCAGCAGCUGCCGCAAUCAGCAGCAGCGUUGCAGACAGCGGCGCCGCGGCUGUCCGAAUCGCCGAUGUCUGCCACAUGGCCCAUGCAGCCCGCGCCCGCGACCAGUGGCGGCGGCAGCAGCAGCGGCAGCGGCACCGGCAGCUUCGACUACUGGGGCUUCGGGCUUGGCGUUGGGCUGACUAACGCCGGCGGCGUCACUGGGGCGCAAGCGUCGCAGCCACAGCUGCAGCUGCAGCAGCAGCUGCAACAACAGCAGUUGCAGCAGCCUACGGCGACCCCGCACCUGCAUGUGCGUGUGCAUCCGAACGCUCACAUCGGGCUGAACCUGCAGCAACCGGUGUACCAGCUUCCGAUGCUUCCUCAGCUGGCCUACCCGCAGAUGCCGCAGCCGCAGCUGCUACAGCCGCAGCCACAUACGCUACAGCUGCUGCCGCAACCGCUGCAGGUGCAUGCGCCACAGGCGCCGCUGCAGGAGCUGCAGCAGACGUGGGCAGGGGACGGCGGCUGCGCUGGCGGCGCCGCCGCCACCUUGGCUGAUGACGAGCUGUGGCUGCUGGCGUCGCCGCUUGAGGACCUGUGCUUCAGUGACGGGGCCGCGCCUGGCGGCGGCUGCUAUGCUGAGGCGGGAUCGCGGCUGUCGCCGCUACUGCCCGCCAAUGCCAAUGCCAAUGCCGCGGCGACAUCGCUGGAGUUUGACCGAGCGCAGGCCAGCUGCACAGGCACGGCCAUGGGCGUCGCUGCUGGUGGCGGAGCCUGGGACGGCCAGAGCGGCACUGGGAGCGGCAGCAACAGCAACAGCAGCGGAGGUGCGCCCGGUGGCACAGCGGCCGACGACUGGGUGGCCACGGCGGCUGCAGCUGCGGGCUUGCUGGGCGAUAGCGGCAGCGGUACGGCGGAGUGGGGCGGUACGGCGGAGUGGGGCGGGGAGGGCGAUGGCUGCGAUGCCUAUUUUGCCAGCCCAGCGGAGCCUUCGUCGUUCUUCGCUGCAGCCGACUAGUUAACAAAGGCAUAGGGGGCGCCGGAGCGCGCGCGGUUGCGGGGCCUCCACCUCUCGCGGUCCCAGGGCCGCGUGCGUGCCUGUAGCACCGAUGCGGAUGACACGUGCUGCAACAACUUCGUAACUCAUAAGCCGUCAUGGCACGCAUGUUGCUGUUUGAGUUCUGAGUGGAACAACGGUGCAGUUGAAGCUGCAGCAGCUCCUAAACGAAUGCAAGGUUGCAGAAGCGUGCGCGGCGGGCAUCGUUUACAGUAACGGUUGUUCCCUGCCCUGUGUCCCUGGUGCACACCUUCGUGUACUCACCUUGUGCAGCGCCAAUUUUGAGUUUGACGUCGCGCUGAAGACACUUGGUUCCGAUCAAUAGUUGAAGAGUGAAGAAUGGCGUGCCGUGGCGUGCUGGCUUGUUUGUGGGGUGCACAAAGUAUUCCAAUGAAUGACGUGGUGUGGGCCUGGCCCCAUUUUCCUUGGAGGGAAGGUGUUUUGGUGUUGUGGCAGUGUUUGUGAGGGGUUUUGUUGUGGGGCUGCUUGUGGUGCAUGUGCACAUGCAGUCGCCAAGGAAUCGGGGAUGCGGUCAAGGAUGCAGUGCGUUUGGUCCAGUCAACGGCCAUGAAGCAUUGGUUUAAAAUCCUGGGAGUAUGACCGACAAUGGCUGGAGGCGGCUCGUAAUUUAUGCGGGUGAGCUGAAUAAGCCGUAAUUGGGUUGCAAGGUGCAGGGGGCAAAAGUAAACAUGCGGCUUCGGCUUCAUCACACGUUUGCAGUCGUUUGGCUUCAUCUCGAGUGACGGCGACGCGUCCGUGCAGGGCCAUGGUAAGUUGUCGCCGGUCGUUCCACCUUUAGCAGCAGCGGCAAGGUAAGCAGAGAAAGAAAGACACUGCAGACGCUCGCACUGUGCGUGACUUACUGUUUAUGCAUGGUGUGGGUUGCGGAGGCAUGCAGCAUUUAGAACCGGGACGCGGUCGAGGCACGGUGGCAGCGAUAGUCACGCUGUGGUGCCCACGCAGUAGUGUGGUCUGAGCGUCAGGCUGUGGCGCCAAGUCCUAUGGUUGUUCAAUGAAAUUGGAUUUGAUUCCGCUGCCAGUGGUCGCUGCGUUGUGGCAUUGGUGUUAGCAUUUUCCUUGGUGGUGGUGGUGGUGAUGGUGGUUGCUGCUUGCUGUUGCAGCAACCUGGAGUUGAGGGGGGCUGGCAUGAACUGCCUGUGUGUUAGCUACGGUAAUAGGUUUCUAGUAUCAGAGCUGUUAUAACCCGGCGUGCUGCUAGAGCUGCAGGUUGGUGCUUGUUUCUGUGGAGCUUGAGCUUACGAUAUGUGUGGGUGUCCAGGCAUGUGUGGGAUGGGUAACGUGUACGGCUCUGCAAGCCACGGGCCAUGCAACCGUCUUAUUUCUGUUCCGAUGAGGCACGGCGUGUCAGCCGCGCUAUUCAAAUGAACUCCGUAUAGACAUCUAAAGACGCUUUCUGGCGGGUGGAGGCGGGUGUGGUGCAAUCUUGGGUCAUGCACAUGAACGGUGGGUCGAGAAAGGGUGGCGCGCCGGAGUGAUUGAUGGGCAAGUAAUAGAAGUUGCGCAGGCCUGGAGGCAUCUGCGGAAUACAGGACAGCAGCAGAUAAUAGCAAAUUAAAUUAUUUGCCCAUGCAGGGCUUUCUUUGUUGCCGGUAAAGGCUUGUCACCGCAGCUGGCGUGGGUGCCGUCUUUGUGGAUGCCUGCUCAGCAGGAGCGAAUGAGAUGAUGCGGUUUUGUCGUCUUGCGCUAAUGGGGUGUUGUUGCAGGUGGAUCUGUGGGCAUCUCGAACCCGGCAACGAGACAAUUUGAGCCGCUAGGGCUUCUGGCCUCUUGAGUAUUGCAGCUGCUGUGCAUUGCCUUUCGUCAUUCUCGUACAUCUUACCAUCUCGUUUCGGCGCCGCGGGCAUUGCUGCCAAGUGUAUAAGCCAGGUGGUCCCGCGGUUGCGGCUAGUCAGAAGGCUCAAUUGCCGUGCGGUGGAUGUGCCGUGAUGGAGUGCCGUCCCUUUAGGCCGAGCUUCAAGCAGCCUUGGUUUGUCAGAGAUCAGUAUAUUAGAUCGGCGUUUUCAGUGCAGGCGACUGUGCCCCCGGGGGCUGGGGCUCGGUGAGCGGCGAAGGAACGAAAGAACUCUGCGAGUGCACCGCCACCCAGACCUUCUGCCGGGGCCUGUGCCGGUGGUGCUACUACCGAGAGUACCGUACCACAACAACAAGUGAAGCUUAGAAGGGCAGACGUGUGAGGGUGUCAUUCAUUUGAUGGGGCUGGUAGGCGGUAGCGGGCGUGUGCUGGGCCCGUGCCAGACGACGGCCCAAAGCUGUGGUCGUCAUAGCCGGCUGAUUCACGUCCCAAAAAGACGGCGCUCUGACUUGGCGCCGCUGACGGCGCGGGAACACUACAUUUAGGAUGCGGGUGGCAAGGGGGCAGCCAGGCAGGUUGUGUCCAAGGCGCGGAACUUCGGCACGGGAGGAUGGCUCCUGUGGGCCCCUGUUGCCGCUUAGGCCGUCGGUCUUAACCUCUUGGUCCUGGGCGUAGGGCACGCGUUUGAUUGAGACAUUGAAUGCCGCUGUGGACUUACAUCGCAGCCAUCAGCGCCGCGAGGGCGCGCAGAGGGGACGGUGGUGCUGUAUGAGUAGAUGAGCAAUCUUAGUUUUACAGUUGCAUCAAAAGAAGCCGCUUUAGCGACGCGUCCGGACUCGGCGGAGUUAGCGCAACCGCAUGACCUGCCCAACUUCGUGGGGACGCCGCGCUGGCGAGAGCCACGGAUGGCCCUAAUACACCAUGGGGGCAUGUCGCACCCGUGGAGGGCAUUGUAACAGUGUAAGGAGUGCUUGCA